UCAUGAAGAGAAUGUUCAACAAGGAAAUUUCAUUUCACCAAGGCUUGCCUAACUUUACCGAAGAUUUAAGAGAAAUUGAUUCAAGCUUCAAUAACCUUAUCAUCCUUGAUGAUUUAAUGGCUGAAGCUAUUGAUAGCCCCAUCGUCUCGCGAUUGUUUACACAAGGUCGUCAUAGAAACGCCAGCGUUAUUCUUCUUUUGCAAAACAUGUUCCCUAAAGGAAAGUACAACACUGAUAUAAGUCGCAAUGCUCAAUAUAUCGCUCUCUUUCGAAGUCCUAGUGAUAGAAAACAAAUUGGGAUUGUUGCAGAGAGAAUGUUUGAUAAACAAAGAAAUCGAUUCAUGGAARCCUUUUACAGGGAAACGCAAAAACCUUUCGGCUAUUUGCUCGUGGAUAAUAAGCCAGAUACACCUGUAGACAAACAGGUUAUUGGAGACAUUUUCAGUCAAUGUCAUGUUUAUUCUUCUAUCAACAAGGCUAAUGAAGAGAGUGAAAGAGCAAAAUCAUCAGCUGAUGUUAGUCAGUCACGGGCACCUUCAGUUUUCUGGUCCGAUGCUGUUAUAAAUGUAUGGCAAAAUUACACGAAUGAUGUCAAAUAUGUCAAGUCGAUACCUCAAGGUUAUACCAUAGUGGAGAUGUAUAAAACCUCCCGCAAUCCACAUCACCCAAAUCAGCCGGGCGUUAGCUUAGGGGGUGAACUUUACUGGCCCGUUAAAAUAARAAACCUGUGUAAUGGGAGUUUUAAAUGGGUAAACCUCCAUGAAGAUGAUCCAAUUGUUAAAACAAUCGUCCAAGAGGCACUUGCAGGCGAGAUGAAUUCUUAAACAUAUGAUUUCAUAAAAUCGUAGUGGAUGAAAGAAUUAAAAAUCGGUUUAAUCUAUACUUUGCAACUAAAGUCUAGUUGGUCUAGAAAUAGCAGUUUCUACGUUCUUUCUACAUGUGAAACGAUGCCACAUAAGAAAACUUAUCAAAUGUAAAAUAGAAACGUACAUUUAGAUCAAUUCAUUGUUUUUUAUUCCUUUUUUCAAAGGGAGGUACAAUAUACUAUAAGCUACAGUAGAUGGUGUAACAUAGUGCAUCACAAGUCACAAGAUUCUCUGUUAAAUUGGUUUCAAACUAUGAUAUAUUGAUAAUACUCGCAAAUACGAUGAUGUAUCAAUGGAAAUAAAAAUAGGUCAACAAUG
This is a messenger RNA of Exaiptasia diaphana, 1184 nucleotides long. RefSeq lists its product as uncharacterized. Lineage: Eukaryota; Metazoa; Cnidaria; Anthozoa; Actiniaria; Aiptasiidae. Bases 3 to 824 code for a protein of 273 amino acids. The transcript has a single exon. The record is from RefSeq and is a predicted model, not a curated record.